Messenger RNA from Epinephelus lanceolatus (giant grouper), 2024 nucleotides. RefSeq lists its product as uncharacterized. NCBI's taxonomy places the organism in Eukaryota, Metazoa, Chordata, Actinopteri, Perciformes, Serranidae. The record is from RefSeq and is a predicted model, not a curated record.
UUAACCCGGAAGAAGGUGGAGUUCUCCUCAGUCGGGAGUUGGCUGGAUGAGGAAGCGGCUGAAACCAGAACCAGAUUCAGGACCAGAACCAGCGGGACGUGAACCUGACAGCAGGACCACCUAACUCUGAGCCACAAACCCAGUUCAGACCGACAACGAGCCGCAGUGUGUCCGCUGUUUGUGAAACUUUCUUCGGUAACUCGCCCAGUUAGCCCGCUAACGGCUAGUUCACCUGCCUGCUAACAGGGAAGUGACGGUGUCAGGUGAAGUCGGACUCCAGCAGCAGGUGUCUUUUCUCCAGAGGACUCAGACAGUAGAAGAAGAAGAUGACGAGCGGGGGAUUGAACAGCAUCGAUGCGGUGAAGAAGAAGAUCAAAGUGCUGCAGGAGCAGGCGGAGGAGGCAGAGGAUCGAGCUGAAAGACUGCAGAAGGAGGUGGAGAAGGAGAAGAAGGGCAGAGAGGAGGCGGAAGCGGAGGUGACGUCCCUCAGUCGGCGUCUGCAGGUUGUUGAAGAUAACCUGGAUCAAGUUCAGGAGAGACUGACCAAAACCCUGUUUAAACUGGAUGAGGUGGAAAAGGUUGCAGAUGAGAGCGAGAGAGGUAUGAAGGUGAAAGAGAACAGAGCUCUGAAGGAUGAAGAGAAGAUAGAGCAGCUGGAGAGUCAACUGAGAGAAGCCAAAGAGAUUGCUGAGGAGGCCGACCGCAAAUAUGAAGAGAUCGCUCGGAAACUGGUGAUGGUGGAAGGAGACCUGGACCGAGCUGAAGACAGAGCCGAGCAGGGAGAAAGUAAGGUUCGGAGGUUGGAGGAGCAGUUGAGGGUUCACGACCAAUCAUUGAAGAGUCUGCAGGCAUCUGAGGACCAGUACUCUCAGAAGGAAGACAAGUACGAAGAGGAGAUCAAGAACCUGACCAGGAAACUCACGGAGGCUGAGUCCAGAGCUGACACUGCGGAGCGUUCAGUUGCCAAACUGGAGAAAACCAUCGAUUGUCUGGAAGAGGCUUUGACUUCGGCCAAAAAUGCCAACAUGGAGCUCCAGGCGACUCUGACUCAGACCAUGGACGAGCUCAACUCCUGCUGAACCUCCCCCUCUGCCUCUCCCCCACUGCUCCUCCCACCCCCCUCUGCUGCCUGACAAGUGGACGUCAGGGACUCUGUGGCCAAAUCAUUCCUAUGACUCCUCCUCCUCUCCUCCCACUCUCACUCAUCUCACCUCCCUUCUGCUCUCCUCCUGGUGGACGUUUGGGAGGUUAAACAUUCCUCCCCCUCCUUACCUCCCCCCCUCUCCUCCCCCUGCUGGCUGCUUGGUUGACAUCAGGAAACAUUCCCUCUCCUUCUUUGACCUCCUCUCCCUCUUCUGCACCUCCUCUCCUGGUGGAUGUGAGAUAGGAGUCAGUGCCCCCCCCCCCCCCCCCACCCCCACCCCUCCCCAUGUCCUCUUCUUAAUGAUUCCUGCUUUCACACAUUCCUUCUCUGAUUUUUAAAGUCUUAUUUGGAGUGUUGCUUUACUUUACUCCUCAUGUCUGGAGGUCUGCCUCCCCCCCUCCUCACUCACUGACAGUGCCAACUCCCCCCACCUCCCCCUCCUCAGUAUUAUGUGCAGGAGGCCAGACAAGGAGCUAUAAGGGAGUUUAACAGUGACUUACAGCCAUUCCCUCGUAAAGAACUAAUGAACGACUAACGAAGUGUUUGUCUUAAUGGUUUGUUGUUACUUUGUUAAUGAUUAAUUGAUUGAUUUAUAGAGCAGACAUCCUGUCAGCCAAUGAUCUUUAGUUUGGUUCCUGGGGGCGUGUUAUGAAGUAGCCAAUCACAAAGAGGCAUUCCACUACUGUGCAUGGUAGUCCAGGGGCCAAUCACAGACACAGUCGACCUUUUCCCUGAUGACACAAAUAAAUAAAGUUUAGAAAUGUUUUUACCCUGAAGCUGGUGAUGAUGUCAUCACUGUGCUGAUGUCACAGCUCAUUGUAAUUAAUCAUGAGACAGGAUUUUAUAAAAUAAAAGCACCGUUACUGGUAUUUAGGUCCAA